Lodderomyces parapsilosis is the source of this 1956-nucleotide messenger RNA. Its product is annotated as arginine--tRNA ligase. Gene Ontology annotation, biological process: mitochondrial translation; arginyl-tRNA aminoacylation. The transcript has a single exon. The record is from RefSeq and is a predicted model, not a curated record. Gene Ontology annotation, molecular function: arginine-tRNA ligase activity; ATP binding. Gene Ontology annotation, cellular component: cytoplasm; mitochondrion. Lineage: Eukaryota; Fungi; Ascomycota; Pichiomycetes; Serinales; Debaryomycetaceae. Bases 1 to 1956 code for a protein of 651 amino acids.
AUGCAAAUUUUGAGAUUACUCAUUAAACCGACAACUUACUUGAAAUCUAUUCCAAGAAUUGCGUCUCCCGUUUUGCUCAAAAGAUCGAUGUCUGUUAGUACUAUUACUCAAGAGUUGUCCAAAUUAGGAUUGAAUCAACCAGAACCAGCAAAGGAUACAUAUCCUGAUUAUAAUGUCGUUGAUGUAUUUAGAAAUUACAUUGGUGAUGAGUUGAAUCGUAUUUCCGGGAUCGAUAAAGAAAUCAUCGUUCAAGCUUUAGAUACACCAAAGUUGCUAGAUCAAGGUGAUCUUAUUGUACCAAUUCCCAAAUUGAGAUUGAAAGGUGUUAAUCCAAAUGAAAAAUCAAAAGAAUGGGCUGAAAAGUUCAACAAAGGGAAAUUUAUCAGUGAAAUUGUACCACAGGGAGUCUUUCUUCAAUUUUUCUUCAACAAGUCGGUUCUUUUUGAUUUGGUUAUCUCUGAUGUUUUGAAAAGAAAGACUGACUAUGGGUAUUUGCCAUUAGGAGUAGGUAAAAAAGUUGUUGUUGAAUUUUCUUCGCCGAAUAUUGCCAAACCAUUCCAUGCUGGCCAUUUGAGAUCAACAAUUAUUGGAGGAUUUGUUUCCAACUUGUACGAAAAGAUUGGUUGGGAUGUGACCAGGAUUAAUUAUUUGGGAGACUGGGGUAAACAGUUUGGUUUAUUAGCCAUUGGAUUCGAAAAAUAUGGAUCCGAAGAAGAAUUAGCAAAAGAUCCAAUUAAUCACUUAUUUGAAGUUUAUGUCAAGAUUAACAAUGACGUCAGAAAUGAAACUAAUGAAGCUACUGGAGAAGUUCAAGAAGGAACAAUUGAUGCUUCAGAACAAGAUGAGAAAAAAAUUCAAUCUUCCACCAACGAGAAAGCAAGAGAAUUUUUUAAAAGAAUGGAGGAUGGUGAUGAAGCAGCAUUAAAAAUUUGGGAAAGAUUUAGAGACCUUUCAAUUGAGAAAUAUGUUGACACGUAUGCUCGUCUUAAUAUUGUUUAUGACUACUAUUCGGGUGAAUCACAAGUUCCACAACAAAUGAUGAAAGAAGCCACCAAGUUAUUUGAAGAAAAAGGAUUGGUACAUGUUGAUCGUGGGGCUAAAUUGAUUGACUUGAGUAAAUUCAACAAAAAAUUGGGUAAAGCUUUGGUGGAAAAAUCCGACGGUACAUCUCUUUACUUGACUAGGGAUGUUGGUGAAGCUAUCAAACGUUAUGAAACUUACAAGUUUGACAAGAUGAUCUAUGUUGUUGCUUCACAACAAGAUUUGCAUUGUGCUCAAUUCUUCGAAAUCUUGAAACAAAUGGGGUUCGAUUGGGCUCAAAAUUUGGAGCACAUAAACUUUGGUAUGGUGCAAGGGAUGUCUACUCGUAAGGGUAAUGUUGUGUUUUUGGAUACCAUCCUUCAAGAGACAAAGGAAAAGAUGCAUGAUGUGAUGAAGAAGAAUGAAGAUAAGUACAAGCAGAUCGAAGAUCCAGAAAAGAUUGCCGAUUUGGUUGGUAUCUCUGCCGUUAUGAUUCAGGAUUUCCAAUCCAAACGUAUUUUGAAUUAUGAAUUCAAAUGGGAUCGUAUGACUUCGUUUGAAGGUGAUACUGGUCCAUACUUGCAAUAUGCACAUUCACGUUUAUGUUCAAUGCAAAGAAAGAAUGACAUUACUGAAAAGGAGUUGGAGACUGCAAACUUUGACUUGUUGGUUGAACCAUGUGCUGCUUCAUUGGUUAGAACAUUGGCUCAGUAUCCGGAUAUCAUUAAAAGAGCCACGAAAAACAUGGAACCAUCGACCAUUGUAACUUAUUUGUUCACCUUGUCCCACAUUGUUUCACAAUGUUACGAUAUCUUGUGGGUAUCAGGACAAGAAAGGGAAUUGGCUGUUGCAAGAUUGGCAUUGUAUGCAGCAACUAAACAAGUGAUUUACAAUGGUAUGACCUUGUUGGGUCUUACACCAGUUGAAAGAAUGUAA